UUAAGGUCACAUUUAUAGUAAUUAAACACACAGUUUUAUACAAUGGCCUGAAAUGAGAUAUCAAAUGGCAAAUCCAAAACAAAAAGCACAGAACAGGAGGCUAGUGUGCGCGGCCAGGUAAUCCGAUUACACCUCUCGGACCGCAUAUGAACUGACCAGCAUUUACGGGUUCAGUUCACAUUCUGUUCUCAUUACUCUCACUCAAAAUGCCGCUCUUUCUUAAUCGAGACCAGAUUUUUGCGCAUCAAGUACACCUUCUAGAGCAUAAACUACGGAGUAAAGAGGAGCGUAUUUUGGAAAUGGAAACAGAGAAUGCUCUCCUUCAUUUGAGACUCGUUGAGUGUUUGGGUAUACUUCACUGUGGAAGAAACGAGGAGAUCCAUGUCCAAAAACAGAAGCAUCAGCAGCAGAGAAAAGUGCAGAAGUCCACACAUGCUGCUCUCUCCAGACUUUUGUCUGAAGUUCAGGUGCUAAAACAGGACUUGAGGAAUGUACUUACUGUCUACAUGGGGUUUGCUAAAGAAAUGGAGCAUCAAAGCAAACAGCUAUUUGAAUGUAUGGGCACUGCCAUUCAGGAUCACCAAAGUGAUGACAUGCAGAAGCUCCAGGCUCAGGUGGCUGCUCUCGAGCACUCUUUACAAGAAGAGAAGGAGAGGUGUAGAGAGGAGAGGCUGAGGAGGAGACUGCUUCACAACACUUUGGUUGAGCUGAGGGGAAACAUCCGAGUCCACUGCAGAGUGCGCCCAAUUCUACCCUUUGAUUAUAGCCCAGGAUCCCCCGCAACAAAUGGGUCCUCAUCAUGUGAAGCAGUGGUGCAAGCCAUCAACGAUGACUCUGUUCUUGUGAACAGCAACAAAAGCCCUGUUGUGAAUAAAAUAUUUGAGUUUGAGAGAGUACAUGGUCCAGAAGACAGCCAACAGACUGUGUUUGAAGAGAUGAAACCCCUUCUAACAUCUCUGCUUGAUGGGUAUAAUGUGUGUUUAAUGGCGUAUGGCCAGACAGGCAGUGGCAAGACACAUACAAUGAUUGGCUCCCAAUCUGAGGAGCUCACAGCUGUAGUGCAGGACUCUCAACAGGGCAUCAUUCCAAGAGCAGCCAAUGAGCUAUUCAAGAUGAUCUCAGAGAAACCAGCAGACAGUCAUAUGGUGGAGAUAUCAGUGGUGGAGGUCUAUAAUAACGAGGUGCUGGACCUGCUGGCCAGAGAUGAAGAUGGGGCAGCAGUUGGGGUGAAGAGAGAGGUCAUCACCACUAGCACAGGCACUAGUGAAGUGCCCUGUCUAACAUAUGAGUUGGUACGCAGCUCUGCAGACGUGAUGCAGCUGAUCAAUUCUGUGUUGAAACUAAGAGCUCACAGUCCCACCCUGGUCCACAUGGACUCUUCCAGAUCUCAUUUAAUUGUCACUCUCACCGUUACCUCCAAAAGCCCUGAUGCCCUGGCACUGGCUCGUAGGCUGCAGAAUGCCAGGCAGGACGUCCGACGGGUGUCUCAAAAGGAGUGGUGGAGCCCACGUUGCCGCCGGGCCGCCUCCUCACACUCAUCCAGCCCUGUCUCCUCACCAUGCCACUCCCCCUGCCACUCACCAUGCCCCUCUCCCCGACCCAGCAUCACACAGAUGCCUCUCAAAACCAAGCUGCAAGUGGUGGACCUGGCUGGGAGCGAGUGUGCUGGGAUGUCAGGUGUGACUGGUGCAGCUCUUUGGGAGAGUUCCUGUAUCAAUCGCAGUCUUUCUGCUUUGUCUGAUGUUCUGGGCGCUUUAGCUGAGCAACGACCCCAUGUACCAUACCGCAACAGCAAACUAACACAUCUCCUACAGGAUGCCAUAGGAGGGGAUGCCAAGCUGCUAAUAAUGCUUUGUGUAUCUCCCACUCAACACUUCCUCACAGAGUCUCUUCAGUCACUGGGCUUCGGUUCCAGAGCCAGACAAGUCCAGAGAAAGCCACCACGCAGAAAGAACACAGCUCUGAAAAUGAAGUAAAACUAGGGAAGAGACCAACAGGGAGAUGCAUUUGUUAGUCGCCUGCUUGUGCAUUGUCAUUUUAUGCAUGUUUAUUGUAUGCAUAAGAUUAUGGUGCUCAGAUCAUGAUGAUGUACCUUAUCUUUACCUAAUUGCAAUGAAAAAAACGUAAAAACAAAUUUUUGAGGGGGUUCAUAAAAUGAUACAAUGAACAAGGUGUUGCUGAGAAAUGUAGUAUUAUUAUUAUUAUUAUUGUUAUUAUUAUUUUUGGAUUUUCUCCCCUUUUCUCCCCAAUUUGGUAUGCCCAAUUCCCAAUGCGCUCUAGUUCCUCGUGGUGGCGUGGUGACUUACAAUCCGGGUGGCAGAGGAUGAAUCUCAGUUGCCUCCGCGUCUGAGACAGUCAAUCCACGCAUCUUAUCACAUAGCUUGUUGAGCGCGUUACCGUGACCGAGCGCGUGUGAAGGCUCACGCUAUUCUCCACGGCAUCCACGCACAACUCACCACGCGCCCCACUGAGAGCGAGAACCACAUUAUAGUGACCACGAGGAGGUUACCCAAACGUGACUCUACCCACCCUAGCAACCGGGCCAAUUGGUUGCUUAGGAAGCCUGACUGGAGUCACUCAUCACGCCCUGGAUUCAAACUAAAGACUCCAGGUAGUCAGCGUCUUUACUUGCUGAGCUACCCAGGCCCCCGGAGAAAUGGAUUAUUAAAAUAGCGGUUAAUUCCAUUGUUGCUAAUGUGAAUGCAUUUAAGUAUGGUUUUUGAAGUGAUACCAGUGUUUUCAGAAUAGGUCUGGUUAAACAUAUCAUUAGCUGAUCAUGCACUUUGGGGAUAUUCCUAUGAAAAAAAAAAAAAACAUGUUUACAGUUUAGUUUCCAGUGUGCUUGAAAUGAUUCCUUUGACUGAAGUGUCUGUAAUUAUCUUUAGUUUGUGUUAAAGUUUUGAGUGAUGAUGGAAAAUUUAAUACAAUUUUGUUUUUGACGUAUUAGGGCAAGCAACCUCACUGUUGUUGACCUAAUGUUCUACUGCAGUAUUUGUAAUUUGUUGCCUUUUCGAUGUAUUCCUAUUUAAGUUUAUUUAGUUUUAAUAAAAUACUGA
Myxocyprinus asiaticus (Chinese sucker) is the source of this 3056-nucleotide messenger RNA. Its product is annotated as kinesin-like protein KIF25. Bases 207 to 1976 code for a protein of 589 amino acids. Gene Ontology annotation, biological process: microtubule-based movement. The record is from RefSeq and is a predicted model, not a curated record. Gene Ontology annotation, molecular function: ATP binding; microtubule motor activity; microtubule binding. The transcript is spliced from 15 exons. NCBI's taxonomy places the organism in Eukaryota, Metazoa, Chordata, Actinopteri, Cypriniformes, Catostomidae.